This is a messenger RNA of Heterocephalus glaber (naked mole-rat), 9157 nucleotides long. The record is from RefSeq and is a predicted model, not a curated record. Lineage: Eukaryota; Metazoa; Chordata; Mammalia; Rodentia; Bathyergidae.
ACUAGUCAGAACUGGUCCUGGCUGAGUUAAAUCUGCAACAAUUUGCUGGCUAUAAGGAGCGCGGCCAUGGGCACCCCGAGGGGUUCCUUCGUCGCAGAGAGCCCCAAGACGGAAGUUCAGCUACGAGUGACCCCGUCAGAGAUGAAAUUCUUUGACGCACUGGCGGGGAAAGUAUACCGCCUCCCGAUUACUGUACACAAUCUUGGUCGACGGAACAAGAAAAUUCGGUUUGUGGAGCCGACCAAGCCACAGUUCAAAUUGAUGUUGACCAAUCUGUAUAAAGAACUUACUUGUGGCCUUCAGACAACAGCUAUGGUGGAAUAUCAUCCUGAUAAAGAUGAAGAUACUUUUGACCAACUACUUAUUGUAGUAGGAAAUAAAACAAUAGUAGUUCCUCUAAUUGGGUUGAUUCCAUCUUGUGAUUUGGAAAUUGAGUCAGUAGUUGAUUUUGGCACAUUAGUUUCAAAUAGUAAAUUACAUUCGAAAGAGAUUACUAUUAGUAACCAUGGCACAGUUCCAGGUAUGUUUAACGUGGAAUACCGCGGUCACUUACCUAUCCUCAUUUUUCCAACCUGUGGUGCUGUGAAGCCUGAGUCUUCUAUGACUAUCAAAGUAGAUUUCUGUGCAGACCAACCCAGAGUUGUAAAUGAAGUGGCAAAUGUGAGAUUGCAAGGUCGUCCUGACAAACACUUGAAUAUUAAAGCUCAUGUGGUCCAACAGAUUAUUGAAUUGUUAAACCUGAGUGAUGAGAAAAAAUUGGAAUGCAUACACUUUGGCUCUGUUUUCUUUGGAACAUCAAAAAUUGAACAUGGACUUCUAUAUAAUAAUAGCCCAGAACCUAUAAAUUGGGUAGCAGUAAUGCAAAAUGAUUGUGUUGGAGAAGAAUUGGGUGGAAAUAUUCAACAAAGAACAGAUUUUGCUUUAAAUAAUCUCACCUAUCUAAACAAAAUAAAAGCUAUAGAUACUACCACUAUUGUCUACUGUGUUCCUAACGAAGGGAUUUUACUACCUCAUCAAAAGAUUGUAGUUGCAUUUUGUUUCAGGCCAAAGCUAAUAGCUGAUUGUAAAAUGGAUGUUGACCCUUUACAUAGGCAAGAUUAUGCUCUCUUUUUGAGAUUUGAGACUGUGGGAAGUAAAGAUGGAUUUUUGGGAGAUGAUGACUCUAAAACUAUCAGAAGUGAUCAAUUUCAGAAGGUGGAAUUAGCACUGACAGGCUCAGGAGUUCCUGUCUUGUUACAUUUCCAUUCCGGCAAAUUCUUUAAAUUUCAACCUUGUUUCAUGGGUGAACGUUCAGAUGUUGUGUGCAUUGUACAAAAUCAAUCUGAAUUUCUUCCUGUGACAUACCAUUUUCCAAAAACUGCACAUUUUAAAAUUGAUCCUAAUAGGGGAAAGAUCAAUGAAGGCUGUAUCCAGGUAUAUCCCCUUUGAUCAGUAAUCCCACGGGACAAUUUGUGGCCAAAGACUUGUUAAAAUAUAAGGACUGUGGAUCUGUAGCAAUGCUUCAAUCAACGAGGACACACCUUCAUGAUCAUCAGUCAAAUGAAAAGUCAAUGAAAGGUGCACUGAUAGCCCUUCCCAAUGACCGAGCUGCAAGUCUCAGGCCAGGAGAAUAUCAUAAACAGUUCAGGACGAUUUUCACAAAGAUUCCAAGGUCUGACUAUAUAGAUCCUGAUUUUGAAUAUACUGAAUUUGAAAAAAUAGAGAGGAGACUCCAUCGAAGCUACUAUUCAAAUCAUAUUAAAUAUUUAAGACAUAUGCGCCUGGAGAAAGAAGCAGCAAGUAGGAAAUGCAUGUAUUCAGAUGAUCCUGUAGACAUGGACAUGCUGCCGGCAUCAGGUCUAAAGUCACCCUUACUCUCUCAAGUGGAAAUACAAAAGGAAUGGUCUUCAUUAGAGAGUCUGAUCAAAACUCAUCGAUUGUUAUGUACCAGGGAAUUAGCUUCCAAGGAGAGAGUGUCCCUGGAGAGAAAGAUUCUCAAAAGACCUAAAUCAAACCCAGCCACUCCCAAGGAAAAACUUGAUUGCAGCAUAAUUUUGACACCAAAGCAAAUUCAUCAAGUAAUUGUUGGGCCCUCUGUCCUUAACUUUGGUAAUAUUUGUGUGAACUCGACAAAUACUCAUCCACUGCAUCUUAUUAAUAUGCUAUCUAUACAUAUAUUGAUUAAGUUAGAUAUCAAUUUUGAAGAACUUCAGAAAACUAAAAUAUUUUCAUAUGUGAUCCCACCUACAUCCAGUACUCAUAUUCCAAUAAUAUUUGAAACUUCUACCAUUGGAAAAUUUUGGAGAUCUUUCUCCUUUACAGUGAACAACAUACCCAGUGGACACAUCUUAGUGACGGCAGAAGUCCUGCCAGUAAAACUUGAGCUAUCUUCAGAUGAGAUAGUGUUGAGACCACGAGGCUUCUUAGUGAAAACAUGCUUCUGGGGGACAGUUAGGUUGUAUAAUCAUCAGAACAAGUCUGCCCAGUUUGGAUGGCAACCAGUAAACUCAGUAAAUGGGAUUGCUUUUUCCAUUCGUCCAGCUAAAGGCAUUAUUGAAGCAUAUUCAUCAUUGGAAUGUGAAAUAACAUGGCAGCCAGGUUUCACUUCUCCAGAAAGAGGGAAAUUUAUUCUUCAUGUUAUUGAUGGAAACACCUUAACACUACAAUGUAUUGCGAAUGUUGGUAACACCACAGUCACAUUUUUGGAACCAAGGAUAUUAUUCAAUAAUAGUCCUCAAGGUUUAACAACUUGGAAGAAAGCCAUUCUUCAUAAUAUAGGACAAAAUCAUGCAUUUUUCAAGGUUUGUGAUGAGAGUCUUUUGUCUACCAUUAAUAUUAUUCCACCACAAGGAAUAAUCCCAUUUGGGGGAAUAACUGUUCUUCAUAUCUCCUGUACACCCACUGUUGCAGAAAAAUUUGAUACAAAAGCAAAGGUUGCUAUUCACUGUGCAAAUACUAUAGACCUUCGAAUUGGUGGAUCUGGUGAGAUGGCUGAUGUUGAAAUCAAGCCGACUGUAUUUAAUUUCAGUGGCACCUUCGUUGGCGCUACCCAUAUUAUUCCAUUUGUAAUAACAAACAGAGGUGCAACACGUGCCACAGUGGAGUUUGACCUUAAAGACUUUUCAGAGUUUUCAAUGAAUUUUAAGGACAAAUCAGGACGGUUCACAAACCCUGAUGAUCCUCGUAUGUAUUUUUUGGAGUUAGAAAAAAAGUCAUUGCUAGAAUGUGGCAUAGCAUUUUCUCCCAAAGAAAUGCGAACAUAUGAAUUCAGCAUAGAAGUUCAUAUUAAUUCAUUCAGGUCUUCAGAACUCUACACUGAGUAUUUAUCAAUGAAAAAGCCUUUGAUGCCAAAGACAAUUCCACUUAUCCAACCUUGUUAUGUUCAAGCUACUGCAUUGAAAGCGCCAUUGAAACUGUCCAGGACCGAAUUUGUAUUUAAUGUCCCUUUAUAUGAAAUGGAACAUAAUAAUAAAGUCACAAAAACUCAGGAUCUUGUAAUACAUAAUAUUACAGAACAAGAGAUUCAAUGGAUUUUUGAUCUUAGUAACACUGGUAAACUUUUUAAAAAUGGCAUAUUCAAGUUUAGUGCACUGACUGGAAUUUUGUGCUCACGUGAAAAGUGUACUGUUUCCAUAAAUUUCUGUCCACGUAAGCCUAUAAAAUACACAGUUGAUGUUCCCAUGUAUUUAAAGGAUAAUUCAGCUUGCUAUAGAAUGUUAUGUCUGACUGGAGAGAUAAAAUCACCAAAGAUAAUGUUUGAUCCACCAUUUAUAUUUUUCACUCCUGUCCCUUUGGAUGUAACAACUGGGAUGGAUAUCAAACUUUUACCCCAAAAUUAUUUCAGAAAUUCAACUAUAAAUUUCCAGAUUCCCACAGCAAGACUUCUCAAUGAUGAUAAAGAAAUUCACCCACUUUCUGUGACCUUCUCAAAAGGCCAAAUCAUCAUAGGCUCUAAGAAUGGAAUUAAUAAAGAACUCACUUUCCACCUCAGUUUCAAAUCACCUAAACCUGUGUCAUUUUUCAACAAUCUUCGUUUCUCUGAUGACAGUGAUAACUGGUUUUCACUCCCAGUUACUGCAACAGCAGAAAACUGUAUUCUUACUAUUUAUCCAUAUUUGGCAACUUAUCUCGAUAAGCACAAUAUUGUCUUAAAAGAUGGAAUGGAAAAAUUAACUGAACAUUUGAACAUGGAGGAAAGUGAAACACCAAAUAAAGCAGAUGAUGGAUCUUUGGGCAAUGAGGAAAAAAUUGAACAGUUCUUUUCUGCUAAAGAAGGAUCUGUGACACAUAACUUCUAUCAGAAGGUUGUAAAUGCAGCUCAGACGUGGUUCAGUCUCUUUGGCUGGCCUGAAGGGCCCCAUUUACUUUCCAUUCCAGAGACUAUAAGAAGAGAUGUGCAAAAAAUACAGUUUUACUCAUCACCCAAGAAAUUUUCCAGACAGAAUGAUUUUUCCAAAUACAAUAAGACGAUUUAUGAUGUGUUGCUCCACUUGAGUGGAGUACUGCCACCUGGAAUUAGUUCAAGUCAGUCUUUACCUGUGGAUGACACUAAAAGGGUGAUUCAGCUUCAUUUUCAAUAUUCUUCACUUCUGGAUUUUCUCAAUACUCAAGGAGGAUGUAUUUCCCAUAUAAUGCCAGAAUUUCUGCUUGAACCACGUGAUUAUAAGAAGUGGCUUGAAAUUUCAUCCUCCACUAAUACUGCUUCCAUGGAUUCAUAUACACCUAAGGGAAAAUGUCCUUAUAUUAUUGAUAUGAACAAAUUUGAAGCCUGGAGCAAAUGGGCAUGGACAGAUAUAUUCCUUCAGAUUUACAAGGUUCUGGUUUUAUCCAGGGUUGCACCACGGUUCUCCAAUGCUGUCCCUCCAAUAAAGGUGCAAAACACACAAAAAAUCAGCCCUUGUUUUGUAUCCAGCAACAUAUAUUCAGAUUCAGAAAGGAUUCUACUUAGUUGGUUGAAUACAAAUUAUGAAAAUACUCGGCAAAUUAUAUGGGGAAACUGUCAGAAAGGUGCUAUUCCCUCUGAGAGAUGGAUAGUAAAUUUUGACAAAGACCUUUUAGAUGGCCUUGUUUUUGCAACGCAGUUAGCAACCUAUUGCCCAUUUUUGAUUGAGUCUCAUUUUGUAAAUAUGUAUACACAACCAAAACGUCCUGAACAAUAUCUGCACAACUGCUUGAUUAUUAUAAAUAGUUUUUAUGAAAUUGGUCUUGACAUGGGCAUACAGGCCAUUGAUAUCUGUGAUCCAAAUCCAAUCCUAAUGCUCAUGCUGUGCACCUACAUGUAUGAAAGGCUCCCUACAUUCCUCCCCAAGAAGGUGGUGCCAUUUUAUUGUACUCUGUAUGACUCUGUGCUAAGACAGAUUCUACUGAAAAAUACAAGCUUGCAAAACAUAGUGUAUCAUGCUACAAUUGUUGGAAGAGAUGCUGCUGAUUUCUCUCUGGCUCAGAAAGGAAAUGUUGUGACAAUUCCUCCACAAAAUGAAACCACUAUCACUGUAAAAUUCACCACUCGCUUCCUUCGUCCUGCUGAAGCUUCAUUACUGUUAAUUUCAAAGCCUAGGCAUGGAGUGGGAGGCAUCACCAUGACUUUUGCUCUGAAGGGUGAAGUCCUCAAUAUUAAAGCAAUUGACAUUAUUAAAUGUGAAACUCCAUGUUAUCAAUGGAAGCAAGUCAUUGUACCUUUGAAAAACCCCUUCUCAACUGGUGGAAACUUUAAUGUCAUUUUGGUGGAAUCUACAACAUUUAUCCACUUGCCAUCACAAGUAACUGGAUUCAGUCAACAUUUGUCUGAUGAUAAUGAUGUAAGUAGCAGUGCAUGUGAUACUUCCCAAGGCUGUUCCCAUAUUCGAGAUAGCAUAACAACCUCAAUUAAAGGCAGUUGCAUUAGAGAGUUCUCCUGCUCCACAUAUACUCUUUCCCUGAAAGGGAAUGAAUCUGCAAGCCUAGAGAUCUACCAUCUUCCCUUUGGGGUCCACACACGCUACUGUGCCAUCAUUUUAAGCAACCAAGAGAUUGGAGAAUUAAUAUACAUUGUGCAAGGAAAUGGUUUGGUCCCCUUGCCUUCCAGUUUCCUUUCAACAGAGCCUUCAAAUCCAGUUGACUUCUACAGUUCACUAGAAGAAGAGAAUAAUAAGGAACAUCCAGUUUUGUAUUUGAAAUGCGAACUCCAUCAAACCCUAGAUGUGAGCCUUAAGGUUCCACUGACUAAUAAAGCCAAGGAAAAUGCUUUGGCUUUUGCAGCACAACAGGAAAUGUCUACAAUUGAGUAUGAGCGAAGGCGGAUCACAGGCACUCUGGAGAGCAGUAGCAUCCGUGUGGCUGUUGCCCUCCUGGGGCUAACCAAGAUUGAGACUUUUAUGCUCUUUCAUAUGUCAAAGUUGAGGAAGCCUAAGUCUAUUUUAUUUACAACAGAACUGAGCCUUCCAGAACAUUUUAUUAUCCCUGAAAACAUCUACAUGCCUCAAAUUCCAAAAACUCGUGCUAAAUUACUUGCAUCUGAAGGAAUUAGUGCUGCAGAUUCAACAGAUGGAGAAGAAUUUAUUUCAAUUCCUUUACAAUUUUUUCCUCUUGGCCCUGGACGUUACCCUUGUAAAAUUUUGUUGACAUCAAGCUAUGAUGUGCGUGUCUACGAUGUUGAAGGUGUGGUAAAUGCAAACCAACCAGAUGCAACAUUUGAGUUUGAGACACCAGCAUUUGAACCUCUUACCCAGAACAUUCCAAUAAAUAAUGAAACAAAGAAAGCGUGGAAAUGUCAAGUUAAAAUAGAAGGAAAAUGGUUUUAUGGACCUGCUAUUUUACUUGUAAGACCAGGUGAAACUGUGGAAUAUCCUCUCACGUUCAAACCGAUUUUGGAGUGUGAGGUUAUGGGUAAACUUACUCUGCAAAAUAAAGUGGAUGGUAUGGUGCAUAUCAUUGACAUAAAAGGGAUUGGGAAAAAACCCCUGGCUUGUGGAACCAUCAUUAUGGAUUGCAAAGUGGGAGAUGUGGCAAAUAAAUCCAUAAUAGUGCCUAAUUAUAUGAGGACUAUUUUAACAUUUAAGGUAUCUUCAGACCUUCCAAUAGUGUGGGGUAAUCCACAUCUCACCAUAGAGCCACAUAAUUCAGUUCCAUAUGUUAUACAUGUGUGCCCUUGGAAACGUGGAGUACUCAAAGGUACAGUUUUAUUUUCCAUUAUAAAUGGAAAUGAUGAUAAUUCUCAGAAAGAGACAAAUCAAAAUAAAGGAUUCUUUCACAAACUAUCAGAACUAUCAGAACUAUCCCCCAUGUCUAUUAAGGAAGACUCAGAAGAUGAUCUUAGCAAUUUAAGAAUCUGGUAUCAUCUUGAGAUCCACUCCUCUCCUGGACCACCCCUAAAUAUUAUUGAAAUGAAAUGUAUUGCUCUGGAGACCAGUUGCAUUGAAAUACCUAUCUCUAAUCCAAAAGACAAAAUUAUUCACAUAGAUGUGAUAUUAACAAAUCCUGCCCUGAGUGGACUCCAGAAACUUGUACUGAAUCCACUGGAAACUACUAAGUACAUUGUGUGGUAUUCUCCGGCAACUACAGGCUAUAAUGAAGAAAGCAUUAUUUUUCAGCCUGAAAUGGGUGAAGAGUUCUGGUGUUUACUGAAAUUAACCACUGAACUUCCAAAAAGAAAGGAAAUACCGGAAAUAUACUGUGACCUUGGAAAGCAUGUCAUUCAGACCAUUCCCUUAUAUAAUCCUACACAUGAAACUUUGGAAUUGCAAGUAACAAACAGUAAUCCUGGAAAUUUUGUCCUGGAAAUUAACAGAACAUUACCACUGAUUAUACUUCCUCACUCCACCAAAGAGGUAACAGUUUACUUUUAUCCUUCUGCACUUGGAAGAGCUGGUCAUGAAACUUGUAUCAACUUCUUCUGUGCUCAGUUUGAAGAAUGGAAAUUCUACCUCCUUGGAGUAGGACUAUUUCCCCAGCCUAUAGAAAUAGCAGAAAUGACCACAUGCAUUGGUCAUCAGUCAUCCAUCAUUAUACCUUUCAAAAAUCCCACCAAGGAAGAUGUGUCUAUCAACAUCAUUCUAACAAAUGAAGAACAGCCUAGACACCUUGUCAGUGACAACUGCUGGGAUAGCUUCAUAAAUGAGAAUUCUGCCUUCCAACUUUGUUCUCUGUGUCAUAGACAAGGAAUCAUGUUGCCUCCUGAAGGAAAUGUAGAUAUCCCAGUGUUAUUUGUACCCCGAAAUAUGACAUUGUGCAAAACAUUGGUCAUUGUUCAAGUGAUGAGAGCAAAUGGGGAAAAUUGGACUGUUGACAAUUUUGAUGAAUUAGAUACAGAAUUUAAAAGAAUUAUGGGAAUAGACAAAGAUGAAAUCCGAGGAAUACACUGGAUAUAUCCUAUUAUUGGACUCCCACAGGCACCACUCCCUAAAAUUCCUCCAACUGUCAUACAAUGUAAGUCUAAGAAGAAGGUAGAAAUGACGCUGGAAAUCAAAUUGAUUGGUCAUUUUUUUGGACAAGAUUCUACACCGGAAUCAACACAAUUUUUAGUGAUUCCAAAAAGAAGUUCAUAUUGUAAUGUUUCUGAAGAUUACACUGUAGUUCCCAAAAUACGUGUAUUCAAGUAUGAAAUAGAAUUUGAAUCUGAAAUCAUGAAGUCUAACUUGGAAUCCACUGUGGAUUUAUAUUUGAGCACACAAUGUUAUGAUAUCCAAAAUGAGAUGAUAUCAUUGGUCUUCAAGCUAGUAUUUACACCACAGAGACCAUUCAGGACUAAUGCUGCAUUGAAAAUAGAGAGCAUAAAAGAUGGAAUCUGGAAGUUUCCCUUGAUCUUGAUGGCUACAGAUCCUGAUAUGGAGGAAAUUAUUAACAUACGAGGAGUUGGUUUACAAAAGGAAUCUACUAUGAACUUUAGGCUGACAAGUCCCACAAGAUAUCCUCAGCAAUUCACCGCCUCCUUCCUACCUGGAAGUGAUCCAGAGUUUUUUGUAAAACCUGAGUCUGGAGAACUCCCUCCUUCUCAUAGUAAAGGAAUACUCAUCAUUGUAGGAUUUAAACCAAAAAUGUACAGUAAAAAAUACAAAGCAACAUUAGGAAUACAGACAGAUGAUACGUGCUGGAUGUAUGAAAUCAACGGGUUACCACCAGAAACCACACCUCUGAUGAAUGUAAAACCUAAAGUUAAUACUACAAACCAAAGAAUUCAGCAGUGAAGCCAUCAGAACCUGGG